Messenger RNA from Pseudoliparis swirei, 2156 nucleotides. RefSeq names its product UTP15 small subunit processome component (gene utp15). Gene Ontology annotation, cellular component: nucleolus. The transcript has 12 exons. Gene Ontology annotation, molecular function: protein binding. Bases 153 to 1739 code for a protein of 528 amino acids. The record is from RefSeq and is a predicted model, not a curated record. Gene Ontology annotation, biological process: rRNA processing; positive regulation of transcription by RNA polymerase I. NCBI's taxonomy places the organism in Eukaryota, Metazoa, Chordata, Actinopteri, Perciformes, Liparidae.
GGCGUCCUCCAGAGCAUGGAGAGGCAACGUGAUAUCGCCUUAAAAUGAGCCCCUCUUGGUCUCCGCCAACAACCAACAUCGGUAUCGACUGAUUUCAACAAAUCCUAUUUAUAAAAAAAAAAAAACAGAGUGUUUCGCGAUCGGCUCCCGAAAUGGCUUCGUUUAAACCCACCAAACUCCAAGUCUACCCUAAACUGGGCGAGAAAGUCACACAGGACACACUGUACUGGAAAAACUACAAGGCUCCGGUCCAGAUAAAAGAAUUCGGCGCCAUCACAAGCAUCGACUUCUCCCCGGUGGCGCCGCACAAUUUCGCCGUGACGGCGUUCACGAGAAUCCACAUUUACGGACCCUUCUCCCAGGAGCCUGUGACAACGUUAACGCGCUUUAAGGACACCGCGUACUGUGCGAGGUUCAGGUCGGACGGUCAGCUGCUCGUUGCGGGAUGUGAGGAUGCGGUGGUUCGGCUGUUCGAUGUCAGUGGCAAGGCGGCGCUCAGGAUGUUCAGAGGUCACACAAAGGCUGUCCACGUCUCAGACUUCACCUCCGACCGGUACCAGAUCUUCACCGCGUCCGACGACUACACCUGUCGGCUUUGGGACAUCCCGAACGCCACUGAGCUCAACAGCUACAGAGAACACACAGACUACAUCCGCUGUGGUGUCACGAGCAAACUCAACAGGGAUCUCUUCAUCACUGGAUCCUAUGACCACACGCUGAAAGUGUUUGAUGCCAGAGCAGAUGGGAGUGUGAUGACCAUGGACCACGGCCAGCCAGUGGAGAGCUUGCUUCUCUAUCCCUCCGAGGGACUCCUUGUCUCUGCAGGUGGACGCUACGUGAAAGUGUGGGAUCUGCUAAAAGGCGGCCAGCCCCUGGUGUCGAUGAAGAACCAUCACAAAACUGUCACCAGUUUGUGUCUCAGCAGCAACGGACAGAGACUGCUGUCUGCUUCUCUGGACCGGCACGUGAAGGUGUACAACACCACCAACUACAAAGUGGUCCACAACUUUGACUACGCUGCCUCCAUCCUCAGUGUAGCUCUGGCUCCGAACGACGAGUCCAUCGUCGUGGGCAUGACUAACAGCAUCCUGAGCAUCAAACACAGGAAGAGCCCCGAAGAGUCAACGGGGGUCUCCGGCCAGCAGAGGCGACGGCCGUCGUACCGCGUCUUCGUGAAGGGGAAGACCUACGCCCCCAAGCAGGAUGAUUAUCUCGUCAGCAAGCCAGUGAAACAGCAUUUGGCCAAAUACGACAUACAGCUGAAGACAUUUAAUGUGUCGAAGUCUUUGGAUACGGCUCUAGCGACGUGGGCAAGACUGAGAAAGCCCGAGAUCAUGGUGGCCGUCAUAAAGGAGCUGGAUCGAAGAGGAACGCUGAAGAACGCUCUGGCGGGUCGGGAUGAAGAGUGGCUCGCUCGCUUGCUCAACUUCCUCAUCGGGAACUUGGUGGACCCCCGGUUCGCCCCCGUGCUCACGCCGGCGGCUGAGAUGAUUUUGGACGUCUACCGGCAGGUCGUCGGCCAGUCGCCCAUCGUGGACCGGCAGCUGCUGCGCCUGCAGGAGCUUCUGGAGCGGGAGAUCGACUACCAGCAGGACCUCAUGGAGGUGCUGGGCAUGUUGGACACCCUGUUCGCCUCUUCCCUGCCCAGGAUGAAGGUGCCGCAUCCCGCUGCCACCAGGGCUAACGGCCUGGCCCAGAGAGAGGCGAGUACCUCGAGACCACAGCUUAAGGCCACCUGAGGCCUGUGGGUGGGAGGGCAGCUUCAGACUUGAGUUGGAGUGUCUUUCGCAACUCUAAACCCUCUUUUUUCCAAACAAUUGGACACACACCUCCUGUCACGACGGGGUCAACCAGACGGUGAACAUUUUGGGACAUGUUUUUAAGAGACGGACAAACCCAUCAAUCUGGCUGGUUUAACUCCGGCACAACUGGCACAAAAAAGAGGACAAUGCAUUUAUCGUGUGAAGACUGAGUGAAAGGGAAGUGUUUUUAUUGGACGUCUUGUAAUUACACUUUCUAAAUGUAAAUGUUUGUGCGAGUGUUUGUGUUUCGAAUGAUUUAACUGUCGGCGUCUGCUUCUGCGUUUUCCUAAUAUUUUGACAUUGGCAAAUGUUUCAUAAGCAGAUGUAAAUAAAUCUUUGUAAUAUUGAAAACGA